CCCUUACCUACACGUGAUUGCACGCAUGCACAAAGACCCAUUCAGCUGUUGACUGAGGACCUUUCCAUGCAUGCUUUCUUAAAGGAGACUGGUGCGCUGAAGAAGACUGAUAUUUGACCCAUUCUCUCCAGCUGACUGCGAACCAUCGCUUCCCCCUUGCACCUCCCUACCCCUCCUUUUUUCCCUCUCCGCCUCUGUCUCGCUCUUUCUCUCUCUCUCUGAGAUCUCUCAGAGCCAGGCUCUUUGUGAAACACAGCGCACACCUUCAUACACACACGCUGGCUGAGUGCAGCGGUCUGCGUCUGGAUCAGUGGGACUGCACGCGGUGGGCAGGCAUGGAACGCUUUCUUGGCUUUGUCAAGCAAAUCCGGCGGUCCAGGAGACGCAAAGGCAAAAAGUACCGCCCUGAAGAGGAUUACCAUGAGGGUUACGAGGACGUGUAUUACUAUGCUUCUGAGCACCUGCACCAUGAGGGGCCCUACACUAAACACUCCAAUCCCUCCAGGCCACCAGAUGGCGCUCUGGCCAUUAGGAGACAGAGUAUUCCAGAUGAGUUUAAGGGCACGAGCACUGUGGAGCUGAUCAAGAAGGAAGGCACCACUCUGGGCCUGACUGUAUCUGGAGGCAUCGAUAAAGACGGCAAACCCCGCGUCUCCAACCUGCGGCAGGGCGGCAUCGCUGCUAGGAGUGACCAGCUGAACGUAGGGGACUACAUAAAGUCUGUGAACGGGAUCAACUUGACUAAGUUUCGUCACGAUGAGAUCAUCAGUCUACUGAAGAAUGUGGGGGAAAGGGUUGUGCUGGAGGUCGAGUAUGAGCUGCCGCCUGUCUCUGUACAGGGCUCAGGGGUCAUGUUCAAAAACGUGGAGGUGACGCUGCACAAAGAAGGCAAUACAUUCGGUUUCGUCAUCAGAGGAGGCGCCCAUGAAGACAGAAACAAAUCUCGCCCAGUUACCAUAACAACCAUCAGACCCGGCGGUCCAGCUGACAGGGAAGGGACCAUCAAACCAGGCGACAGGCUGCUCAGUAUUGACGGAAUUCGUCUGCAUGGAGCGUCUCACGCAGAGGCCAUGAGCAUCCUCAAGCAGUGCGGCCAAGAAGCCACUCUUCUCAUAGAGUACGAUGUGUCAGUCAUGGAUUCUGUAGCCACUGCUUCAGGCCCGCUGCUGGUGGAGGUGGCCAAGUCAAUGGGCUCCAGCUUAGGUCUGGCUCUCUCUACCUCCAUGUACUGCAAUAAGCAGGUCAUCAUCAUCGACAAGGUCAAACCAGCCAGCAUCGCUGAUAGGUGUGGUGCUCUGCAUGCAGGUGAUCACAUCCUAUCGGUGGACGGCACAAGUAUGGAGUAUUGCACACUGGCCGAGGCCACCCAGCUGCUAGCUAGCGCUUCAGAACAUGUCAAAAUGGAGAUUUUGCCGCACCACCAAACACGACUGGCUCUCAAGGGCCCUGAACAUGUCAAGGUGCAAAGGAGUACCCGGCCAUUGCCCUGGGAAUCCGGAACCAACAACAACAGCAACUUCCUUCCCUAUCAACACUAUAACACCUACCACCCCGACCAGUCCCACAGCCAGGCCAAGAAAACCUCUCCAAGCAACCCCCCUCUGGGUUCAUCGUUCUCUCCCACUUCCAUGAGUGCCUACAGUCUGAGCUCACUCAACAUGAACACGCUGCCACGCACCAUGUAUCCCACAAGUCCCCGCGGCACCAUGAUGAGACGCAAACUGAAGAAGAAAGACUACAAGAGCUCAAUGUCUCUGGCUUCCAGCACUGUUGGACUGGCCGGGCAGGUGGUCCACACCGAAACAACAGAGGUGACCCUCAUCAGCGACUCCAUCAUGGGCUUUGGGAUCCAGCUCCAGGGAGGAGUCUUUGCCACAGAAACCCUGUCCUCUCCGCCACUCAUCGCCUACAUAGACCCAGACAGCCCGGCAGAGCGGUGCGGUAUCCUGCAGAUCGGCGAUCGCAUCCUGUCAAUAAACGGCAUCCCGACCGAGGACAGCACACUGGAGGAGACCAAUCAGCUGCUGAGAGACUCCAGCAUCACCAGCAAAGUCACUCUGGAGAUUGAGUUUGACGUAGCAGAAUCUGUCAUCCCAAGCAGUGGGACGUUCCAUGUGAAGCUACCAAAGAAGCCAGGUGUGGAGCUGGGCAUCACCAUCAGCUCUCCUUCCAGUAGGAAGCCCGGAGAUGCACUCAUCAUCUCUGACAUAAAGAAAGGCAGCGUGGCACACAGGACGGGCACGCUAGAGCUGGGGGAUAAGCUUCUGGCAAUCGACAAUAUCCGUCUGGACAACUGCUCCAUGGAGGACGCCGUUCAGAUCCUGCAGCAGUGUGAAGACCUGGUUAAACUAAAGAUCCGCAAGGACGAGGACAACUCAGGUGUCCUGCGUGCUGGCAGUGUUGAUAGGAACGCCCGUGUGCUGUUGGCCUGUGUUGCAGACGAGCAGGAGACCUCCGGCGCCAUCAUUUACACUGUGGAGCUGAAGCGCUACGGCGGCCCACUGGGCAUCACCAUCUCGGGCACUGAGGAGCCCUUCGACCCCAUCAUCAUCUCCAGCCUCACUAAAGGAGGCCUGGCCGAGAGGACCGGUGCCAUUCACAUUGGUGAUCGCAUCCUGGCCAUUAACAGCAACAGUCUGAAGGGCAAACCUCUGAGUGAAGCCAUUCACCUGCUGCAGAUGGCAGGAGAGUCCGUCACGCUCAAGAUCAAGAAACAGGGAGAACUGCCAAGCCCAAAGCCGCCGUCAGUAACGGGACGUCUGAACAACCUGAGCGAUCUGGAGGAUGACGGUCAGAAGGCUGGAAAACUGUCUGACAUCUAUUCAACCACCAUCCCCAGUGUGGACAGCGCAGUGGAAUCAUGGGACGGCUCUGCCAUUGACGCCACCUUCAGCACCCAGGCUCCCACAGGUUUCCAGGCAUCAGGCUACAGUUUCCACAGCCACGAGUGGAGGAAUGCCAAGCCCAGCCGGGGCAGCCUGUCACCGGUCAACAGCAGCCGGCAAAGGAACAACAUCCUGCCAGACUUCGGCAUUGGUGUGGAUGACUGGGACAGGCCGAGCGCCAGCGGGGCAUCCACGCUGCCCACCGGUUUAAUCUCAGACAGCAGGUUCACUGUGGGACACGAUGGGACGGAACCAGACCAGGAGGAGAACUUUUGGUCACAAGCGCUGGAAGACCUGGAGACGUGUGGUCAAUCGGGAAUCCUGCGAGAGCUUGAGGACAAGCCAGACAGGCUUCUGAAUAAGAGAAACCUGGCCAUCUUGGCCACCAUUAUGUCGGGCAGCUCUUUAAGUCUAAACCACGACCCUGCGCCCACCCGAAGCCAUCUGGGCCGUCAGGCCAGCUUUCAGGAACGUGGCAGUAACAAACCACAGUACUCACAGGCCAACCGCAGCAACACGCUGCCCACUGAUGUCGGCAGAAAAGCUUUCGCCAUGAGGAGAAUGAAGCAGGAGAUCAAAGACAUCAUGUCACCAACCCCGGUAGAGCUUCAUAAGGUGAGUCUUUUGAAAGACUCGGAUCUUGAGGACUUUGGGUUUAGCGUGUCCGAUGGAGUCUUGGAGAAGGGGGUUUAUGUUAACAAUAUCCGUCCAGGAGGCCCUGCUGAAAUUGGAGGCCUAAAGCCAUACGACAGGCUGCUACAGAUUAACCAUGUACGUACUAGAGACUUUGACUGCUGCUUAGUGGUUCCCCUAAUAGCGGAGUCUGGAAACAAGCUGGAUCUAGUCAUAAGCCGAAACCCAGUUUCUUCACAGCCCUCAGAACUGAACCCGUUGUCCAAUGAUGAGACAGUGAACUGGACUGACACUGGAGACCCUCUCGAGCAGCCGGUCGCAGGGCUGGAGCAGGGCCAGCACAACUCCACAUUAGCAGGACUAGAAGACAGAGACCCCACCAAGACUUUAUAGCAGAACUCCUCCCUGGUGCCUGCAGUGGAGCAUUUCUCCUCAUGGUGCUAAACUGAACCCUCCCCUCCCAUAACGGCUCUCUCUAGUGGAGGAAAACACAAGGGCCUUGUCCUAUAGCACACCCAGUCCCUUUCCUACAGUAAGUCAGAGCAUGAACCACCACGACAGAGGUCCUUUCUUGAGACGCUGGGUGUGUUUUUACCCUGUGAAAAAGCAGCGAAGACCACACUGACCUCUUGGAAAACCAAAUUGUGGGGGGAGGGAAACCUGAAACAGUGCCAUCCCUGAUUUUUAUUGCCAAUAAACACUAGUUUUAAGGAGGAUUAAAAGAAGAUGCAUAAAAGCAACACAUGAGACUUCUACUUACAAUAUCGGACUGGCCACUCUGUGAUCGUCCGUGUUUUGAGUUUGAAUGAGUGUGCGUGAGUGUCCGAAGACUUUAUUUCGUAAACCUCCACAGUCUGUCAAAGUCCCACGUCCCAAACGCAACCGUCGACCCUCCUAUUUUGUGAUACUGAAACACAAGUGUGUAUCGUGUAUGUCUGUGUAUUUCCUUCUAUCUGAUGCCAAGGUCAGAGCUGGUCCCUUUUUUCUUGAUAUGAGAAGAGAUGCAGCCGCGUGGGGGGAAAAAAUGAUCAGCACAAUGAAUUUGGUAGCCAUUUUUCAAUUGUGACUGAACGUGGGUUAUAGCCUAAUGCAUGAGACCUUUUAAUGCGAAUAUUUUGUAGUAAUUCUGUCCAAAAAAAAAAAAGAGCUUGGCUACACGGAAAACACCACAUAUUGGUUCUCUGCCUGCUAUAUCACCGCAAAUAUGAAUUCCAAUGUCACUCAUAAGGAGAGGGUGGCACAAAGGCACCUUAUCUUGAAAUUGGACAGAUGUCUAUUUUUAUGAACAGAGGUGGAUGAUUUAUAAGGGAUGUGUGUGAUUUUGAGCGAUGGCUGGUUAGCAUGAGGUCGCUAUCGACCAUAUACUGAAGCAGAUUGAUGGCACAGAGAAGGUCAUUCGGGUUUGGAAACUCUUUGUACUUUGUUAGCUAAUCGCCGUAGGUCUGUGGUCUCCAGACUCUCGCCCCAAUUUUUGAGGAAAUCCAUCAUUGGCCCAAAGGACAGAACAGCUUAUUUAUUCCAACAUCAAUCUCCUAAAUGAAAACGACAGGCAUUCAAGUAGGUACUUGCAUACUGUUUACUCCACUGUCUGUGAUAAAUGAGAAUAUUACGAUGAACAAAUUCAUCUCAUAUGCUUAAAUUUGCAGUGCCCACUUAUGACAAAAACACAAGCAUGGGGUUGAUAUCCAUGAGAGAAAAAAAAAAAGACUUUUGUAUUCUUCCCUCCAUUGUUUAAGUAGUUUUAAAUCAUUAUGGUAAUUUGUAUAUGGUACUGUUAUGGUUUUCUAUGUUUCAUCUGACAUUUUUUCAGACUAUGUAAGCCCAAAGGGUACGCAUUUGUAAAGAGAAAAAAAAGAAGUGUCAAAUCAUGAGAGAGUGGAUUCAUUCUACCAUAUGCGGUAGACCACAUCACAUUUGUAGCUCUACUUGGAGAAAAAAAAUAAGACUAGCAAAGAAAAUAUGCCAUACGAAAGCUGCUAAUGGCAAUGAAGACCCUCACCCACUCGUGUGAAACUGUGCUUUUGAUUGAGUGACGUCACCCUCGUUGUCAGUGCUCAAAGAUCCUGUCUACUCACCAUUUUCCAUUGGCACGUUGAGGUUCUACUACUGAACUCAACAAAAGCCCACUUGAUGGAGAAAGUCUGGCGAUGAUGACAAGGUGUCUUUUGUUGUCUUUUUAUUUUAUAUAAGCCUUCAGGUACGGGUUCAUUCCCCAAACUCAUGCACUGAGAUGUGUUUCUCAACUGCGUAAUUGCUAUGUGUUGAAUUGCGGUUUCCAAGCCGUUAUUCGAGAGUUAGCUGUCACUUUCAUUACAACGCUUUCCUUGACCUAAGUUUGUCACGACACUUCACUGUGUUACUGCAAAUACACUCCGGUCAAGUGGAGAGGAAAAAAAGCAAACUCAUUUUUAUGUUCCAUUUGUGGAAACGUUUAGUGAAGUCAAGCACUGCCAGUUAAAAUAGUGGGUGUCCAUUUUCAGUAUACGAUGACUUUAUGAUUCAAUGUCACAGUUAUGUCCCUGAAAUAUUGUAUUUUUAUUUCUAAUGGACAGGUAUUAUGAGCUGUAAAGUAUUUUUGUACAAAAUUUAAUACUUUGUUAGCAUGAUGUUUAUCGUCUAUGUAUAAAUUUGGGGAUUCCUACAGCUGUAAUCCUUUGUAUGGCCGACGAACAGAGAAACAAUAAAACGACAUACCGAGUGGAGAGAUGACACUGAAA
Molecule: messenger RNA, 6235 nt
Organism: Danio rerio (zebrafish)
Lineage: Eukaryota; Metazoa; Chordata; Actinopteri; Cypriniformes; Danionidae
Source: RefSeq, a predicted model, not a curated record